Molecule: messenger RNA, 3909 nt
Organism: Echinops telfairi (small Madagascar hedgehog)
Lineage: Eukaryota; Metazoa; Chordata; Mammalia; Afrosoricida; Tenrecidae
Gene: SLC6A11
Product: solute carrier family 6 member 11
Exons: 14
Coding region: 33-1922 (629 amino acids)
Biological process (GO): neurotransmitter transport; sodium ion transmembrane transport
Cellular component (GO): plasma membrane
Molecular function (GO): gamma-aminobutyric acid:sodium:chloride symporter activity
Source: RefSeq, a predicted model, not a curated record
GCCGGCGGGCGCACGAGGCAGCCACCGCGGCCAUGACGGCGGAGAAGGCGCUGCCCCUGGGCAACGGGAACGCUGCGGAGGAGGUGCGGGAGACCGAGGCGCCGGGCGGCGGCGGCGGCGACGGCGACAGGAGCGCGGCGCCCGCGCGCGACCCGAAGGCGGUCCACGAGCGCGGCCACUGGAACAACAAGGUGGAGUUCGUGCUGAGCGUGGCGGGCGAGAUCAUCGGGCUGGGCAACGUGUGGCGCUUCCCCUACCUGUGCUACAAGAACGGAGGAGGGGCGUUCCUGAUCCCCUACGUAGUGUUUUUUAUCUGCUGUGGGAUCCCCGUGUUUUUCCUGGAAACGGCCCUGGGGCAGUUCACCAGUGAAGGCGGCAUUACGUGUUGGAGGAAGGUCUGCCCUUUGUUUGAAGGCAUCGGCUAUGCCACGCAGGUGAUUGAGGCCCAUCUCAACGUCUACUACAUCAUCAUCCUCGCCUGGGCCAUCUUCUACCUGAGCAACUGCUUCACCACCGAGCUCCCCUGGGCCACUUGUGGGCACGAGUGGAACACAGAGCACUGUGUGGAGUUCCAGAAGCUGAAUGAGAGCAGCUACAACCACGUGUCCCUGCAGAAUGCCACCUCCCCAGUCAUGGAAUUUUGGGAGCGCCGGGUCUUGGCCAUCUCAGAUGGCAUCGAGCAUAUUGGGAACCUCCGUGGGGAAUUGGCCUUGUGUCUGCUGGCGGCCUGGACCAUCUGCUACUUCUGCAUCUGGAAAGGGACCAAGUCCACUGGAAAGGUGGUCUAUGUUACUGCCACGUUCCCUUACGUCAUGCUUCUGAUCCUCCUGAUCCGAGGGGUGACGCUGCCUGGAGCCUCCGAAGGCAUUAAGUUCUACCUGUACCCUGACCUCUCCCGACUCUCCGACCCACAGGUGUGGGUAGAUGCUGGCACCCAGAUCUUUUUCUCCUAUGCCAUCUGCCUGGGCUGCCUGACUGCCCUGGGGAGUUACAACAACUACAAUAACAACUGCUACAGGGACUGCAUCAUGCUGUGCUGCCUGAACAGCGGCACCAGCUUCGUGGCCGGCUUUGCCAUCUUCUCCGUGCUGGGCUUCAUGGCGUACGAGCAGGGCGUGCCCAUCGCUGAGGUGGCCGAGUCAGGCCCUGGCCUGGCCUUCAUCGCAUACCCCAAGGCUGUCACCAUGAUGCCCUUGUCCCCUCUGUGGGCCACCUUGUUCUUCAUGAUGCUCAUCUUCCUGGGUCUGGACAGCCAGUUUGUAUGCGUGGAGAGCCUGGUGACGGCCGUGGUGGACAUGUACCCCAAGGUCUUCCGGAGGGGCUACCGGCGAGAGCUGCUCAUCCUGGCCCUGUCCAUCGUCUCCUACUUCCUGGGCCUCGUCAUGUUGACCGAGGGCGGCAUGUACAUCUUCCAGCUCUUCGACUCCUACGCGGCCAGCGGCAUGUGCCUGCUCUUCGUGGCCAUCUUCGAGUGCGUGUGCAUCGGCUGGGUCUACGGAAGCAACAGGUUCUAUGAUAACAUUGAAGACAUGAUUGGCUACCGGCCACUGUCCCUCAUUAAAUGGUGCUGGAAGGUCGUGACACCCGGGAUCUGUGCGGGCAUCUUCAUCUUCUUCCUGGUCAAGUACAAGCCCCUCAAGUACAACAACGUCUAUACCUACCCCGCCUGGGGCUACGGCAUCGGCUGGCUCAUGGCCCUGUCCUCCAUGGUCUGCAUCCCCCUGUGGGUCUUCAUCAAGGUGUGGAAGAUGGAGGGGACCCUGUCCGAGAAACUCAAGAAGUUGACCAUCCCCAGUGCUGAUCUGAAGAUGCGAGGCAAGCUUGGGGCAGGCCCAAGGACGGUGACAGUUAACGACUGUGACGCAAAACUCAAGGGGGACGGGGCCAUUGCAGCCAUCACAGAGAAGGAGACGGACUUCUGAGAGGCCGAGGUCACCUGCCACCCCCUCCCCUCCUCCCUGUGUACAGGAAUCCCCGACACACCUUCACCUAAUGAUAGGGGCUUGCUCAUUUUGCACAAGAUGUAUUAACCAGUUAAUGUUCAGGUGGCUUCUGUACACUUUGGUUUAAAGUCACCCCCUCCCCCUGCCCUGUGAUCCUGUAAGUAACCAUGACAAUGAGAUAAUAUUGUACAGUGACUAGCAGGACCUUCUUGCCUGAGGGUAUUUUAAUCAGUGUUCUCUAGGGGUUAGAGCUGAGUGUAUAAUAUUGUAAAGCGUCCGUUCCUUGGCUGUGGGGGAGGUGGGUGGCAGUGGCACCUGCUCUUCUCUCUGGAAGCCUUGGAGGGACCUUUCCAUGUCCUCCCGGGCUUGUCCCCGGCCCUCUGCAGCUGCGCCUGCCCCAUGACACCCUGCCCAGGCCAGCCUCUUGGCAAGGCCAUGUGGCAGAGAAGAACAAGUCCUGCCAAGCCCCAGGAGUCGGGCUGCAGGCACCCCCUCAUCACCUGCACACACCCCCAACCCUCUGCAUCUCACUAAGUGACCUUGGGUACUCCCUUCCCUCCCUGGGCCUCAGCUUCCCCAUCUGCCCACUGAGAAGGGCUGGACCCCAACCUCUUUCAGUUCUGCCCCGGUCUCCUCUUUGCAGGAUGCCGUUGGCUCUCUUUGCUGGUCUGGGACCCCUCAAAAAGUUGUUAGGUGACCCCUGCAUGCCCCUCCCCCACUUCCCCCUUCUCACCUGCCUCUGAAAGCCCCCAGCAUCUACAGUCCAGCCCAACCCAGAAGUGCCCAGAGGUGCUGCGGUGCUCAGCCCUGACCCUCGGAGUCCCUCCACCUAGGCCCGGCUGGCUGGACUGCCAGAACCCUCUUCUUCAUGGGCUGGGUUUCAGGGUCAGCCAUCUGUUCCCCAGGCAACUGUGUUCCCCGACCACCUUGCCACCAGGAUCUGUGUCUGAGGACCUUCAACCGCUUCCCAGGGGAGGCAGUUAGUUACAAGGGAGCCUGUCUCCCACAUACCUCUUCUCUCCUCCCCACUACCGUAGACCACUUCUCUGCUCCUCCCAUCGGGGAGGGGCACCCCUGCCCACUCCCUCCAGCCUCCUCACUGUGCCCUCAGUGCUUGCUGGGGGCUCCGACCUGCCUGGGUCACAUGGAAGUCUCAGCCGUCAAGCGCACGCCCAUGACUGAGUUACUGGUGACGAAGAAGAAGGAACAGCCUUCCUUCUUAGGCCCCAGUUUUCUCAGGGAGACAAGCUUCCCUCGAGUCCUGCAGGGCUGAGGGAGAGAGACUGUACACAGACCUUAGUGGAAAGAGAACUCACACCUGGUUUGGCUUGCCCAAAGUUCUCCAAAGUCCCAAUUCUUCUGCUCCUGCCGCCUCCCCCCUUCCCCCCACCCAAACUGGGUGUGUUCAGAGGGGUCCCAAGCUCUCCCUCGGGCACAGAUCCCAAUUCUGGGUCUAAGGCCCCCUUGUGCUCACAGCCCACCCCCCUUCUCCAGGACCCACACGGCCCCUCCCAGAGUCCAGCCCGUCUUGCUCAACAAUGGGAGGGGGUCCUCCCACUGCUGCUACUACGGGGUCUCCACCACCCACCCCUCACAGAUGCAAGCACCCUCAUCAGACACAUGGGCCCUCCCCUGGCAUUUGGCCCCCGGCACAUUAACACUGCUCAUUGGCGGGGCGCAGGGAGAAGUUGGGGGUGGGUGGGGUUUGCUUUGUUUUAUAUUGUGGUUCCUUCUAGUCUUAGGGUAACUCUAGGGGUGGGCGGGGAAUGCCAGGGCAAGGGAAAUACACCAUUGUGAUGACUUUUUGAUAUAUUCCUUAGAAACAAUACAUCCUUUCUGAGAUAUUUACAGUAUUAUUAAAAAACAAAAGGUUGUACUGUUUUGCAUAAUGGACCUUUUUAUUUGGUAUUCAAAGGGCACAAGGUUGUCUGCUUACUCAUUUUUAAAAAUUAAAGAAAUAAACAGA